Gadus morhua (Atlantic cod) is the source of this 5644-nucleotide messenger RNA. Its product is annotated as muscleblind-like protein 2a. Gene Ontology annotation, cellular component: cytoplasm; nucleoplasm. Gene Ontology annotation, molecular function: metal ion binding; RNA binding. The record is from RefSeq and is a predicted model, not a curated record. NCBI's taxonomy places the organism in Eukaryota, Metazoa, Chordata, Actinopteri, Gadiformes, Gadidae. Gene Ontology annotation, biological process: regulation of RNA splicing.
UAAGGGAGGCGGGCAGACAGGCAGGAAGGGGUCGGCUGGAAAUGUUUCUGCCUAUGGUUUCUGCUAGACAGUUGAGCAGACACUACUUUUCCUUUACGGUCCGUGGAACUAAGCCGUUGUGGGGGCAGUGGGAAUAAGAUCAACAGAAAGUGCCUUUGACAAGACCUCCCCUACUUGAAGCCGUACCGUGUUGAACACCUGUACCCCCUUUAAGGCCUCCUGCUCCGCUGUACCUCACCUGCAAACCGUCUGAUUCACUGGCCAAUAGAUUCACAGAUUUGCGCAUUAGGUUUUUCGAGGAGAGGGAGGAAACUCUUACAACGGACGGGUUUCUGCAGAUGUUGCCAUGAGGUCUUCUUGCCUGUCCUUUGACCAGGCGAUGUAGAGGACUUCACAUUUGAAUGUAUUGUAGAACCAGCUACCUUGGUUCUUCCUUGUAUGGCUGUUGACUUUUCCACAUUUUGUGUUUUUUUUUUUUGCCUUGAUACUCGAUCGGCUUAUGGACGACAACUCAUUUUGUUUCAAUUUAUUUUCUUUUUAACAAUGAGGGACAUCUCCGCAUAGGUAGAUUGUUUUAUUUCUCAGCACGUGUGACGUCAGGUUUUAACGCCUCCAAAAAGAUAACCCCCGAUAUCUGGCCAUGGCUUUGAAUAUGUCCUCGAUAAGGGACACAAAAUGGCUAACUCUGGAAGUGUGCCGGCAGUUCCAGAGAGGAACUUGUUCACGUAGUGACGAGGAAUGCAAAUUUGCACAUCCACCAAAGAGCUGCCAAGUGGAAAAUGGGAGAGUUAUUGCCUGCUUUGACUCUCUGAAGGGUCGCUGCUUAAGAGAAAACUGCAAGUAUCUCCAUCCGCCAUCGCACUUAAAAACACAGCUGGAGAUCAACGGACGCAACAACCUGAUCCAGCAGAAGACUGCGGCCGCCAUGUUGGCCCAGCAGAUGCAGUUCAUGAUCCCAGGAACCAGCAUGCAGGCCAUGCCCACGUUCUCCAUGGCCCAGGGGCUGGGCCCGAGCCCCGGCCUGAGCUACAGCCCCUACCUGACGCCCAUGAGCCACGGCAUGGGCCUGAUGUCCACCGAGAUGCUCCCCAGCAACCAGAUGCUGGUGUCGGGCAGCCCCACGGUCGCGGUCCAGAGCCAGAACGCCUCGAACUCCCCCUCACAGAAGCAGCGCUCGGACAAGUUAGAGGUGUGCCGAGAGUUCCAGCGGGGAACUGUGCGCGGGGCGAGAGCGGACUGCCGCUUCGCCCACCCGGGCGACAGCCCCAUGAUCGACACCAGCGACAACACGGUCACCGUGUGCAUGGACUACAUCAAGAGCCGAUGCUCCCGGGAGAAGUGGCAAGUAUUUCCAACCCUCCUGCACACUUACAGGCCAAAAAUCAAGUCCGGCCAGCAGCAGGUCAACCAGGCGGCCGUGGUGGCGCAGGCGGCGGCCGUGGCGGCCAUGACUCAGUCGACUGCCAAAGCAAUGAAGCGACCCCUCGAGGCUACGUUAGACCUGGCCUUCCCCCACAGCAUGCUGCACACCCUACCAAAGAGACAAGCUCUGGAGAAGAGCAACGGGGCCAGCCACCUGCUCAACCCCAGCUUCUUGCACUAUCAGCAGGCCCUGGCCAACGCGCACCUCCAACAACCCACCUACUUCCCCACAGGGUCUGUGUUUUGCAUGGCUCCUGCUACCAGUGUUGUCCCCAUGAUGUACAGUGCUGCUCCCGCUACUGUCUCUGCAGCCAACGCCCCCACCUCCAGCCCCUACGCAGCGGCAGCAGCGGCCAAUCAGAUCAUCCUCAAGUAACGCGUUGGGGGCCGAGCGAGUGCCAAGCAGCCCUGGAGCCCCUCUGUAAAUACCACGAGCACCCGCCCCCCGCACCGCAGACCGCACGCUGACACCUGGUCACCACGACGACCGCCCCGCAGGCUGCACGCCGACACCUGGUAACCAUGACGACUGCCCCGACGACCGCCCCGACGACUGCCCCGAUGACAACACGCUGAGACCUGGUUACCAUGACGACCGCCCCGACGACCGCCCCCCUGACGACCGCCCCUGACGACCGCCCCUGACAACCGCCCCUGAUGACCGCCUGGUGCGUCCUCACCUGUACGAGGAACAGCUAAACCCCCGCGGUACCGCCCCGGUGUCCGGGUGUGUGUCACGUACCCGUACUAACGGAAUCCAUAUUGAUAUUUCUCUUGUUUUUUUAAUAUCUUUUAGUGUCAAAUGCAAAAAAAACUAAAAAGGUGUCUCAUGCUUACAACUGUUUCUUUCUGACAGACUGUCCACUAGGAUGUUUGGGUUUGGUGCACACGAAAAAAAAAAAAAAGGGUGACAUUUUUAGAGAAAAGUUGAAACAUAAUUCUGAUUGUUAUCCCCAGAGUGUAAAGCCUACAUGCUCUUGAACAUUUUCCUCAUGGCUUUUUAUCCCCAUGAAUGCCCCCUGAGGCAGGCCCAUGUUCUGUUCUUCUUCUGACGCGCUGCUCGCACAACAACAGCAUCAGUGCUCCACCUGCUGGCGUGCCUUGGCCUUGCAUACGUGUCUGUUCAGAGGCGAAUAGAUAGACCUGUUGAACUAUUUAAUCCGCUUCCCAGCAAUAAGACAUGGCAGUUAAGUUAAGAGUCAAUUCAAAACAUAUACUAAGCAACACGUGUGGCAAUAGCCCUAGAUUGUGUCGCCGCAUAGACCGAUAGACAGACCGUUUCCCGACGUACGCGUGUGGUCGGAAAACCCUUAAUGUAAUCACAAGUGGUAUUGAGAUUUAGUUAAAGUAGACCUACGUUCAUGUUUGGCUGGCUAGUGUGCUUUUACUCGCUACGUAACUGAGUUGAUUGUUCCUUUUAGUUUUUCCUUUGAAUGUUAGAAGUGCCUAAAGAAACGUGUAUGUAUAAACGAAGAAGAGUUUAGAAAACGACGAGAACAUCACUGACAGUGCUAUUCCUUUAAUCACACUUACAGCUGAGGCACAACCAGAACGACAUUAAUGUAAGGCUUACUCUGUGUUAGGACGCUCUGUUAAGCCGCUUCGAUUUUGUGGUUUUUACUGUAUUGCGAUAAUUUAGUUGCUACUAUCAAGUCUCAGAUUUAUAUAAUGCACACACAUGCAUACACACCGUUUAUUUGUUAAAUAGAAGUAUAGAAAAUUGGCCAUCCUUCUCACAUUAUGCAAUUUAAGGUUCCUAGAUGUCAAGUGUAUAUGGGAGGGGUUGACCUCGCUAAUCAUGGUCUGGUUGAUAAGAGUUUAAACGAACACAACGAAACACGCUUUAUUACUCUUUAGUAUGUAUCCAUUUUAUGGUUUUGUUUUCUCGUGUUUGUGUUUUACCUUUGCUAUUUAUUUCCUCCACGAUGUAUUUGCCUGGUGACCUGAAAUUAGUUCCAUUUAAAAAAAAGAAACAUCCCAAGAGGUUGUGUGCUAGGACUGAGAGUAGACCCUUAAAGAGCCAGUGGACCCAGAACCCAGAGCUGUGUGGAUCUCUGUCUGGGUCGCUGGUUACCGCGCCCGCCCAGAGAAAGUUAAACUUCCCGGACACACGCAGAAACGCCACGGUGUGUGUGGAUGGUGAGGCUCCGUGUGAGCAGCGAUGUUUUCAGUGUCUGCGUCCGAGUGAGGGUUAGGCUUCCCAGGAGGUAGAGCAGUUGUCUUGUAACCGAAAGGUUGCUAGUUCGAUCCCCAGCUCCUCCUUGCUGAGUCUUGAUGUGUCCCUGAGCAAGACAAUGAAGCCUAACUGCUCCUGACGAGCUGGCUGUCGCCUUGCAUGGUUGACUCUGCCGUCGGUGUGUCAAUGUGUGUAUCAACCGAUGUAAGUCGCUUUGGAUGGAGUCUCCAACAGCAUUUUGCUUUGGAUAGAGUCUCCAGCAUUUUGCGUCUGCUAAAUGCCCUAAUUGUAAUUCCCAGACACUUGUAGUGUACCGCUACGGUCGUGUGGCGGAUUGAAUAUACAACAUCGCUCAUUAUAAAGUUAAGUAUAAAAAAGUGGGCGUGGGGUCGUAACCACCCCCCCUCCCUCUUUCCUAAAACUCUCAGCCCAAAACUAAUUUGGUAAAACCUCCCUAGUGUUGGGGUCCCAUUCCGAGGCGGUGGCCUCCCUGGCUCUCUGAACACACCGUCCUCAACGGAUCGGGUUCUCGAGGACGCGUGGACGGCUCUCCCACCGCAGUGCUCUCCCUUCCCACCUGGUUUUAUUUUGUCACUUCCAGUUGUGUUCUAAAGUGAAUGUAAGUUAUUACAUGGACCUCCGCUGCAGGGGUCCCUAGGGCCCUCCGGGGGCCUCUCCGGGGCCCUACGGGGGCCUCCAGGGCCCCCCGGGGGCCUGUCGUGUUACGCCGGCCUGCGGAAGGCGUUUUGUUCAGGGAUGUUAAAACAAUGGCGAGAGAGGGGCUCAUUCUAGGCGCUGCCUUGUCUAGCCUACACAGGACAACACACCUCGUAUGAGCCAGGCCAUAAUUAUAUAGCUUUUAUUAUAUAUAUGUAUGAAAAUUGUAUUAUAUAGGUCACAUUUUAUAAAAUAAAAACGAGAAAAAAAAUGCAUUAUAACGUGGUAUACUAUAACUAUAACUGCUACAUUUGUUGGAAAGAUACAAUGUUGAAAACUGUAUUUUUGUAGAUGACCUAUUUAGAUUUGUUUUUUGGUUUCUUUACAUCCACGUUUGUUAGAUUGUACUGACAGUUUGAUUUUCUCAUUUAAUGGCAAAUUUAACCUGUACAUUUUUUCAAUUUAUAGGUUUUGGUAUAUUAAUUCUUGUUUAAUGAAUCGUUUUGUCAGCGUAUUAUAGGCUUGCAAAGAAAAAAAAAACAUUUCAUCAAUAUAAUUGAAAUCCAUACACAACGUGUCCACAAAUUGGUUUGCGCUUCGGUUGCUGUUUAAGAAUUGCACUUUGUUCCUACAAUUUGUUAUUUUGUUUUUUUUUCAAAUUGCUAAUUUUCUUUUUAAUGUUUUUAUGUGUUUGGACAAUUUUUACCUAAUUUAUUUCAACUGGAUGUUCAUUUUACUUUUAGGCAGAUUGCUUGAAUGUCAUACAGCUAGAUGUGCACGCGCGUCAUUUCAGAGUUGAAAUCACCCUUAAGUCAUCCAAGAGGUAUGGACACGACACACAGAAUGUUUGCUCUUUUACAAACCAGAUAGAAACAUUAUUUUCAAGCACUUUCUGAGCAGUUGGAGAACUGUCUAGACAAGUUCCUCAUGAACUCUGCCUUACCGCUGACCCAACCCGCGUUGCGUUCAUAGACUUGUUUUUUCUAGCAUGGUAAAGUAAAAUAAGAAACUUAACACACAUAUAGUCUGUAAAAUCAUCACAAGAGUAUUCCGUUUGAGGACAAAAUGGGGGUAAAAAUAUACAAAAGAGACUCUUACUGACGUUGCUGGGCCUGGAGGAAAUGGAGAGAGAUGGAUUGUUCUGAUGAAAGUCUGUAAACUCUUUUGGAUGACGAUGUUGUGCCAGUUACCCGUGGUUCCAUCUGUCGUUCUAUAGACUGGGCCUUAGUAUAAUGUUUUACUUUUGAAUUGGUUUAUGUGACACUCUUAAAUAUUUGUGUAUAAUUAUGUUUUUAUGUUUGUGAAUAGUUUUGUUCAAGUAAAUCAAAAACUGUGUAAAACCUAAUCUUAAAAAUUAUAAUAAAAUUAAGUACUAUGCUUUAAACCGUG